AUGAGUUCGUUUUCAAUUGAUUACCUUACAAAGACCGCUGCUGCAUACCAAUGCGGCGGCUAUGAAGGCGAACAAAAAAGGAUCUACAGCGGGGCCGUUGACCAAAUCUCCGAGGAUGGCUACAGUAGCGCCAAUGGCUCUUCCGUCGUGACGGAUCGGCAUACGUCCUCCCCGACGGACAGCGGCAUGGAAUCUGACCGGUCACCGGGCCUGUCUGAAUCGGCGGAACGGGAAGAACGAGAUGUAGCUGAGGUACUUGCCGAUCUCGAGAAAAAGGCAUCGCGUGCGAAAAGUGCAGAAGCAGACGACAAACCUAGCCAUUCAUAUAUUGCUCUGAUCUCCAUGGCGAUCCUGAGCACAUCUGACCAGAAGAUGCUGCUGAGCGACAUCUACCAGUACAUCAUGGACAACUUCGAGUUCUAUAACAACGAGGAGAAGCCAUGGAGAAACAGCAUUCGUCAUAACCUGAGUCUCAACGAAUGCUUUAUAAAGGCGGGGAGAUCCGAUAAUGGAAAGGGCAACUACUGGACUAUCCACCCAGCGUGUCUAGAGGAUUUCUCAAAGGGUGACUUCCGGCGGCGCCAGGCUAGACGUCGCGCCAGGAAGUCAACAAAGGACGUUAGUAGCAGCAUUGCCGCCAGGUCACAGUACGGUUACAAUGGCGGAUACGUCCCUAUGACGUCAUCGCACGUUGCUUACCACCCAUACAGUCACCCAGCGGCGAUGUACUAUCCUAUGUCGUCAUCGACUCAAUCAUCAAUUCCUCCACCCACGUUAUACAACGCCCAAGACAACUACCAUCCUGCCAACUAUCUCUCUGAUAUUUCCGCAUCUCAGUAUUCAACAGCCCAGCGAUGCUUUGCGGAUCAGACAACUUCAACUUCCGGUCAACAAAUGUCAGUAGCUGCUCAACGAUUGCUGGCGGAGCACUCAACUGGUGCCGCUCUUACCAUGCAGGCGCUCGCUCAGCAACAAGCUGCCCUUGCCUCCUCACUGCAUUUCCAGAACUGGUAG
Molecule: messenger RNA, 1014 nt
Organism: Mya arenaria
Lineage: Eukaryota; Metazoa; Mollusca; Bivalvia; Myida; Myidae
Product: forkhead box protein fkh-2-like
Exons: 3
Coding region: 1-1014 (337 amino acids)
Biological process (GO): cell differentiation; regulation of transcription by RNA polymerase II; anatomical structure morphogenesis
Molecular function (GO): RNA polymerase II cis-regulatory region sequence-specific DNA binding; DNA-binding transcription factor activity, RNA polymerase II-specific
Source: RefSeq, a predicted model, not a curated record